UUGUACUUUUAAAGAAGUCACCUUAUUGAUGCUUUCUUUUUAUUAGAAAUAGUGAUUGGUUAAAUACAUUGAUUUAUCUAUACUAUAGAUAUCGAUCAAACUAUACUUUAAAAAAAAAAAAAAGAAUUUAGUCAAUGACAUCAUACGAAUAUUCUUUACGUCACUUUAUUCCUUGCAUUGAAGUGUGAAGUGAUUCCUAGUGACAGCGUCCAUUUGAAAUAUGUCUAUAUAAGAUUCUCUGUGGUGCAUAUUGCAAAUAUAAUUUCAACAUUUAAUUAUAUUUAAAAAAAUGGAGACUAUUAUACAACAAAAAGUAAUUGAAGUUGCAAAUACUGUUGAGAAACAAUUAGAUGCAGAAUUAGAGAGGCUGGAUAAUUUGGAUAUUAAUGAUAUCGAAAAACUAAGAGAAAAUCGUUUGCAAGAACUUAAAAAAUUACAAAAACAGAAACAAGACUGGCUUUCUUUGGGUCAUGGAGAAUAUACAGAAAUACCAGACGAAAAGGAAUUCUUUGAAAUUUCCAAGAAAUCUCAGAAUAUUGUUUGCUUAUUCUAUAAAGAUGAUUCACCAAGAUGUAAAAUUGUAGAUCAUCAUUUUAAAAUACUAGCUAACAAGCAUUUGGAAGCAAAAUUUUGUAAAUUGAAUGUUGAACGCUGUCCAUUUCUUACUGAACGUUUGCGCAUAAAAAUCAUUCCUACGAUAGCGCUUAUAGUAAAUGGGAAAACAAAAGACUACAUUGUUGGUUUUACUCAGUUGGGUAAUUGUGAUGAUUUUUCUACUGAAAUAUUAGAAGGCCGAAUUGCCCAAUCUGGUGCUAUUAAUUGUAAUGAUGAUUUUAUACAUUCUUCUAACAAUACUAAAAAGCCAUGGUUGUCUCAUAUAGUAAAAUCUAAAACUAUUAAAGGACAUGAAUCUGAUGAUUCUGAUGAUGAUUAAACUUAUGAUCACUAUUAAUACAUAUAUUUUUAUUUACAUCAAUAAUCUUAAUGUUUAUAUUUUUCAAAUGCUUAAUGUAUGCUAUAGUAAAAAUGUUUGAUUAUUUUCAAUCGAAAUCUUAAAUAAAAAUAUUUGAUACA
Vespula pensylvanica (western yellowjacket) is the source of this 1074-nucleotide messenger RNA. Its product is annotated as thioredoxin domain-containing protein 9. The transcript is spliced from 4 exons. Gene Ontology annotation, cellular component: cytoplasm. Gene Ontology annotation, biological process: microtubule cytoskeleton organization. The record is from RefSeq and is a predicted model, not a curated record. Lineage: Eukaryota; Metazoa; Arthropoda; Insecta; Hymenoptera; Vespidae. The coding region runs from base 290 to 934 and encodes 214 amino acids.